AUGUCUACAGCGUUGUACAAAAGACAGGAUAGCACCCAAGGCAGCCCAGGAUCUGCAAAUGUAAGUAUAUCAGCUGCUUUAUUUCUAUUGCGUUGCAGAUAUUCUACUGACUAUAUUCUAUAAUCUUCAGUAACAAAAGAGAAUUAUUCAUUUAUACUGUUUGUUUAUUAUAGUCAUAGAAACGUUUAUACUUCCUUGUUAAAUUAAACUUUUAGCCUUUUUUCCUUUUCAAUGUUUUGCUAUUGUGCAUAAUUCUGAUUAUUCGUUAAAAACAGCUGUCCUAACAGCCUUAUUUUAGUCGAUUCGUGUAAAGAAUCGCCAAUUUUACGAAUUAAUGAUUUCAUACGUUUAGACAUUUUGCUGCUUUGUGUUUUCGCCAUGCAAAACUCCGCUCAAGAGAACAAAUUUCGUCCAUUCGCUUUGUGAAAGUAUCAAUAGAACAAAGAAUGCCUAAUUUCGAACGAAAUAUACUGGAAAAGGUUACAAUUUAAAGUAAAAAUGUGCAGAAAUUGGAGAUUUUUGUUCGAGAAGAUUGAGUUUUUUUCUUGGCAGUGGCCAGCGCGUGGGAGGCAGGAUGUUAUAACGGGCAGGAAGUUAUAAGAUUGUUGAGAUUCUUUCGUACUAGUUUGGCCUAGACGUUCUUAAUGGAAACGUUCUUCACCAAAUGUACCAGCAACUUGAGCAGCUGAAUGUACGUGGAAUUACAUCAAUAUUUAGCAAAAAACUCAGUAAAAUAGGUGAAUUGAAAGAAAAUUGAAGAUUUUGUAUGACAAUUGAAUCGUAGCUGUAGGAGUCAAAACAACCUUAUCAUCUUCGCACGUAAAAAGACAAUGGCAAUGGUUUUAAUGCAAAUUUUAAUUGCUAUGUUUACAUGUUGUAGCAAUGAUGGAUUUGAUGAAUGUAGGAAUUGUUGGUGACUCGUGUCGACAAAAAUAUGAUUAUUUGAAUUAAAAAAAGACAAUUUAAAUAUCAAAUUGUCUGCAAAUAUAUAAUUGCUGUUCACAACUUUAAACUAUGUUUAAGAGGCAAUUUUUUUUCAAUGUCGCAAUGAAAUUCGUUCCCCUCGAAAUUACUUUGUUUUAGCUUUAUUCUGUACUUUACAAAGUUAGCAACCUUUUUUAAAUGUAUCUGUUGGUUGAGAAACAUAAAAUAAUAGUUAAAUAUUGUUAAUUUAAAUACAAUUAUCAUUAAUUCUGUAAAAUUGACGCCAUAUUUAUACAGCAAUAUAAGCAAAAUUUACUGUGAACUUCAGACGUCAUUUUCUCUAUGGCCUACCAGCUAAAAUCUCGUCAUUUCAGGGUUAUUUUACAGAUAAAGCACUAAAUGUCUAAGUGCACUCUGUCUAACGCCAGACUACUUUACUCUGUCUAACGCCAGACGAUUUUACUCGUCAAUGGGAGAGCGCUGGCGAACCCAAUGACUAGGCAUGUCAAAUAUUUGACUAAAUAGGCAACCAGAACUGUCAUAUAAUUGCAUUGUUAUCUAGACAUUUCUAAUAUAUUUAACAAAGCAGGCACAAAUUUGAAUAUUAUGUUUGACACGCCUAUAGCCAUAAUAGCCACUUGGCUCUAUGUUCAUGAAUGUCUUUAGUUUUCUCAUUCUAUAUAGACAAUCAAUCAGGCAGUGACCUUUGGACAAUGUUGGCAAACAAAAUAUCCUCAGAGUGACGGUUGGCAUAGCCAGGGUCUUGUACAUAUUUUGCCAUUUGGGGAUGAAAAUCGAGAACAAAAUGACUAUUGACGACAAAUGACCGCUUUUUACUCUGGCCUCUUAAAAUGGGGAGUCUUAAAAUGUCUAUUUUCUGUAUUUUUGGAUUUUUAUAUUUCAACAUUUACAAACCAUUAUUACAUCUUCUCAUUAAAUAUGUAGUAUAAUGCAAUCUAACUGGCCUUUAAAUUAACUACAAUUCUGACAAAACGAUCCGACACCCUAUUAAAACAUUCCUCCGUGGGUUUUCAGUACUAUUGCCGGACCGGAAUACUUUACUCUUUCGCCUCAUCCUCCACCCCACCCCAUUGUACAUUUUGGCCAGCUCUCGCAAUCCGUGUUUCCAGUUAUAAAAAUUGCACUUUUGAUUCAAAUUUCUAUAAAGAAAGUUUUAUAGAAUCACUUUUUCGUCUGAAUCCUGAGUUGUGUUUUAAAAAUCGUUUGAAUUUCCUGUAGGUUGUGCUGUACCACUCUGACACUCCUGUUCUAAGUGUGCAACAGGGAACAACUUUUGGCUUGACAAAAAUGUUGUACGAAUCGAUUGGCGGACAUGAUCAAAUUAUUGGCUUGAGGCAACGGCAAAAUUCUUCUGCUUUGACUUGUAUUAUAACACAAGACCAGACUGUUUUAACUGAGCGAGAAUAUGACAUCUUACAUGGUAAGUGGUGGUAGGGUUACGAGCUGGUCCUCACUAUUUUAUUUGUCCGCGCUUUCUGUUUACUCGCAACAGAAGAAUGUAAAUCUAAGCAUUUUACCUUCUGAUAUAUAUAUAUAUAUAUUUAGUAUAAUUACAUAGGUGAUUAUUGAAAAUUCUCCACGCUGAUUGGUUGCCGUUGAGGUGAUUAUUACGCGAUAAUCACCUAAGCGAUUUUCAAAAUGGCGGCCGAAGCCUUUUUUGUCAAUUAAAUGACGAAGAAAUGUGUAUUUUUUUUUUUUUCCAAAUAAUCACCUAUGAAAUUAUACUAAAACAAUUAUUCACCUCAGGCUUGGUGAUUAUCGUGAAUAAAAACCUCGACUUCGUCUCGGUUUUUAUUCACCGAUAAUCACCUCGCCUUCGGCGAAUAAUUGUUAAAUAUAUAUAUAUAUAUAUAAAAGCAUUUGUUAUAUUAAGCUAUAUGAUAAUAUGGUUAAUUAGACUAUAUGUUAAACUUAUCUGUCCGAGUGGGCAUUGCAACUUGAUAGCAUGGUUCAACAGUUCAAGCGUAUCCAGCAUGUUGUCUUCUUUCUACUCGUUAUAUAUCAGCGCUUCAAAGCAGCUUCGUCUUCAGCCAUGGAGUCUUCUUGAGAGUCGAGUCUCGUUCCUCUUUCUUCACUGAUGCUAAUGUUCACUGAUGCGUGAAGCUUUUUAUACAGUUAGUCAGAGGAUGAUUUUGCCAUCUUGACGCAUUUCCUAUACGCAAUGUUGUGGUCGUUGGUAGAAAGUUCUCUGAUCACAUUCAUGUGCGUUGACGUUAUUUGUGGACAAGGCGUUUUCUUUAAUCCGUUUAGAACUAUUUGCUUACUCAUGCAUGUAAGCUAUAAUAUGAAUAAGAAUAAGCUAUAUAGUAUAAUAGUUAUAUAUAAUAAUAUUUAAUAUAUGCAAAAUUACAUGAUAUUGCUCAUCAUGUAACAGUAGGGUUUUGCGGCAUUUAAUUAAAUGCACAACUAUAAAAUUGCAUUGAAAUGUGGAAUUCCAGUGUAGGUAGUACUGGAUAAUAUAUAUAUGUAUUGGUUGAAAAUCUUUGUUUCUCCCGCAGAUAGCACUUCUCCAAGUACUGGAAAAUCAAGCCAAAAUCCACCAAGUUCGCCGGUAAUCUCAUAAUUAUAGAAAAAAUAUUUUCUUCUAAGAUCAAUAGAAGAAUAAUGUACGUUCAUGAAGAAAGUAUAGUUGUGUACAAAUUUGAAGGUCCUGAAAAGGUAAAAUAGGAAAGUGGAUUUGCCUAUCUGUCUGAGGGGGGGGGGGGCUAUAUGAUAUAAUAAUCUCCCACCCCAGGGUAUAAAGAAUGAACGGUCUCUUACACUGUUGUUUACUUUCUAGGUCGAAGAAUCCCCGCUAAGAUUGCAAUGCUUUUAUUGCAAGAAAUUCUUCGCAUGUCGCAGUACUUACGAAAACCACAUAAGAACACAUACAGGCGAAAAACCGUUUCGAUGUAAUGUUUGUGGUCGAUGUUUUAGCAAUCAAGGCAACCUGAAACAGCACCUGCAUAUUCAUCGUGACGUCAAACCUCAUGUUUGUGACAUCUGUGGUCGAGGUUUUACCCGCUCCAACAGACUACGAGAUCACAAGCACGCACACCAAUAUGAACUAUACAUGCGCACGCAAGUUCCGUGGACAGCGACACAAAAAUGAUAACAGAGAAUUGUGCUCAAACUGUCAAGUACUUCAUUGUAAAUACCUAUAUUACUCACAAGUUUUUCAAAUUUCAAGUACUACUUACGCCAUUUUUAACAUGCGUAAUACGUAUUACGUACCAGAUGCCGGGUUGAAAAAACGUCGUCUUGAUCGACUUUUUUAGUGUAGAACUUGCCAGAUUGAUGGUCUCACCAACUGGAUUUCAAAUUAGUUUCCCUGCUAAAAUUCAUCUCUAAAAGUUAGCUUGCAUGACUAACGCAUAUAUAUAUAUAUAUAUAUAUUGUCUGUGCCGUGUAAUAUAUUUGAAUCUUGAACGGCAAACUGCUUUUCUGAAUUUUAGCUACAAGCGCAACAUGAUUUAACAUGGAAUUUAUCAUAAGGAGUAUAUAUGCCAAUUUUGUAUAUAGGGAAAUGUAUAGCAACGAAUGGAAUAUACCCGUUACAAGUUUAGGGGCCAGCCAGGGGGGUCCGUGGUACCCUAAAUACCUGAUAAAUAUGGAUCAAAAUACCUAUUAAUACGGUCAAAAUGUUUACAAAAUACCAGUAAAACUGCCAGAAGACUUUAUACCUAAUAUCCCGCAAAAUUAGUCAUAACAUUGAAGUAAAUAUACAGUAUACUCAAAUUAAAUACUCAUUAGAUCUUGUAUAUACCCAAAACCCCAUGGCCGAUACCCUGGUUCCAGAGGCUCUUUGCGAGCAAUCUCGUUCCCUGAGCCUGCGAUCCUCGGGAAGGAACGCGAGGCUCUGGGAUAAUCCGUUGCCGGAAGCCAGGAAUUCUGGCUAAGAUCGAACUACGCAUUCUAUUUCAACGGCCAAUCAGAUUCCUCCCUGAAACGGAUUAUCCCAGAGCCUCGCGUUCCUUCCCGAGGAUCGCAGGCUCGGGGAACGAGAUUGCUUUGCGAGGCGAAAUAGGGUACAACCGAAAUUUACUUGGGAACCAUGCUUAGAAAUAUGACAUAACCAUGUGGAAACACUGAUCCUUUGAUAAUUUUCCUCAUCAAGUCUUUUGUCCAACUUCGUGGCCAACCUCGUGGAACGAGGGAGAACGUGGUUGGUCUUUUGUCAACCUCAUUCCGGUCUUUUGUUUGCUUCGCGCUACACGUUGGCAGCGCUGAAUUCUAUCUCGCGUAUUUUUAAGUAAAGCAAGCCAGUCGUGAAUUAUGUUGGCGAGGUCUUUACGCAGUGUUUUGCAGCAAAACAGGCAAAUUAUUUUGCCCAUUUCAGGAGGUAACGCUUUAUUUUGUUUUGCUUUUGUUGAGAUUUAUAUGAGGUGCGUUUGGAAUACACGUACUACAUAGCUAGAUAAUAGAUACAUUAAAGUAUGUACCCUACGAUAUCCUGUAGUCUAUAGAACAUCCUUUUGUAAACAAUACAUUCCGACAUUAAAUUCUUGCACAAUUGCUACAAUAUGCAAGGCAAGUUAAAAUUUAAUACAUAGUUAUUUCAACACCUAUAUAUAAAAUAUAAAACAUUUUAAAAAUAGUAGAGGAUUUGUACUGUAUUGUUCACUUGUAAACAAUACCUUCCAAUAUAACAGCACAUGUACGAAGCAGUGGUAUAUUCUGAAAAUCACGUAUUUAUUGCAAUACCUAUGUGAUAAAUUCGUGCAUAUGCAUUCGUAUUGUCAAGUUGCCAUGCAAAACGUCAAAUUGACGUUAACAGUUGGUAGGUGGGUCAAGAUGAUUAUUCUGUGUCGUGUUCACGAAUUUCCCCGUGGCAAAAUGAAUAUUUUAAAGAAAAUCUUACUAUUAGAUAUGGCACACUUUCAAAACCAACCAGUGUGGGCCGUGGGGUGAGUUUAGAUAAUAAUGUCAAUUUGACAUUUUGUGUGGCAACUUGAAUGUGGAUGUGGUGCCUUAGGGACUGUUUAUAUGGAAGUGUGCUGGUCCAAUUUAAUGAGACAGCCUGGUAAGUCAGGAUGAAUUUGUUGUGUGUUCGACUGUUCGUUGGCCCUCUGCUAAAACUGCAGGCUCAGGAACAAGAUGUAUACUAUAAAGAUGUGUUUACACAUUGUGGCAAUGCGCCCUGAUGCACCCUACUUUACAAUUUUACUGGUCAAGGAGAGAGUGCUGCCAUUUGAUGGGGUAAAUUGAUUUUCAUUGAAAAGUUUGAAAAGAAGACGCAUUUAGAAUGACAGUUUGCUUAUUUUGUAUAUGUACGAGCACUCGAGCAGAUGGUGAAUUGGGGAGAAUUUGGAGCGGCAGUUUUAUUGACCAAAGUCUGAAUUGCAACAUUAUAUUAAAUUUCUAUUCAAAUGUCGUAUGUUACUGAAAUAAUUACAUUACUAAUAAUAAUUACAACAAUAAUUACUGUGCAACGUCUCUAUUUUGAGUCCAGUAUUAAAUUAUUAAUGUCCCGAUCAUGUCUGACAAAACAUGGAUUGGUCUUAUAUAUAUUGUCAGACCAUGUUUUGAGAAUUGUACUGAAUUCUGGAUACCUACAUGUAACAUGCUUGAUGCAUGCUUGUACAUGUUCUUAAAACUAUUGUUGCAUUAUUAUUUAUAUGCAUAAAAUUUGAUAUAAUAGCAAAUUCAAAAUUAUAGGUAAGCACUAUUAUUAUAUUUUUCUAGCAGCUCCUUCACGUUUACUCUCCAACAAUGCACCAAAGGAAAGGGUAAGGAUUAAGAAGACAUUUCUACUGUUGGUCACAGAGACUACAGGGUUUCCCAAAAAUAUGCAACAAUCAACCUUCAUCACACUCAGUUUAUCCGCUGUUUUGGGGGUAUUCAGCUAUGCCAAUUCUGCAUGAGAGAGUAUACACCGCGAAAUGUGACUUGUGCAUAUAAUUUGACAACAACGCUUUUCACGUUGCUUUGAUUGUUUAUAUUCUCUGACGUUGGAAAGAUGCAGUACCCCAAAAAUGACAGAUAUAUUGACCAUAGCCUUUUUAAACUAUAUAAUUGGGUGGGCAAUUCCCCCCAAAGAAUUGGAUUUGCAUACCAAUUUUGUCUUGUAGAAAACAACACAGUUAAGACGUAUGUUAGAAUCUCCUGAACUGGAGUUUAUUAUGGAAGCUCACAAUGGUCUGAGUGCCAAGAUCGUUCAGGAAGCAGGUAUGAUAAGUUGUAAUUUCUACGCAUGACGUUAAAAAUCUCUUCCAAUGGCAUUAGACAGGUUCAGAUUUGACUUCCGCUAUCUCUCACUGGCUUAGUAUGCAUCUGAUUGGUUAAUCGGAUAUAUCAAACACAUCUGAUUGGUUAAAUAAUAUCAGAUAUAUCAAACACAUCUGAUUGGUUUCAGCUAAUCAGACCACAGGCUUAGCAAAUAAUCAUUUUAUUAAUUACAAUGUUUCAGAGUAUAACCUUACUCUAUCUUAAAAAAGUAUGAUAUAUUGGUAUAAAAACUUUUUUGUGAGAACAAUUUAGAGACUGCCAUAUCAUAUAUCAUAAUACCUUUUUAACCUGAAGAUGGAGCAGAGGACUGGGUCUAGUCGCUUGUUUGGAGGGACAAAAAAUAAACAAUAUGCCGAAUAUGGCAUCUAGGACGUUUUCCUACAUUCCUAAAGUUAUUUGUGCAGCCUGAAACGCAAAAAUUAUAAUAAGGCAUCUUUUAAUAUAUAUUUAGCUCAUGCACUCACUAUAACUUGUUGUCCCUCCAAAUGUCCCUCCAAACAUCAACUAGACCCAGUCCUCUUGGGAUAUGGCUAAUUAAUUGUAAUACCUAUAUACUGUAGUUUUUGCUGGAAAAUUCGAUUUAACCAUUCUGAAUUGUUGAACAGGUCAUUAAACGUAUUUAUGAUGUAUUUCGUUUUCAGGAUUCAAGGGUAUCUGGGGAAGUGGUUUGUCAAUUUCCGCCCAACUUGGUGUUCGUGACAGCAACGAGGCUUCGUGGACGCAGGUUGUUGAUGUGCUGGAGUUCAUGAGUGACGUGACAGAUGUCCCUAUUUUACUUGAUGCUGACACAGGAUACGGGAAUUUCAAUAACGCCAGGAGACUGGUAACUAAGCUGGAACAGAGGGGCAUCGCGGGCGCGUGUAUGGAGGAUAAGUUAUUUCCAAAGACAAAUUCUUUGCUGGACGGUCGUGCCCAACCUCUUGCGGACAUUGAAGAAUUCUCCCUGAAACUUAAAGCUUGCAAAGGUUUGUCAAUGAUCCUGUGA
This is a messenger RNA of Paramuricea clavata, 8137 nucleotides long. NCBI's taxonomy places the organism in Eukaryota, Metazoa, Cnidaria, Anthozoa, Malacalcyonacea, Plexauridae. The record is from the annotation of a GenBank genome assembly.